Messenger RNA from Penaeus vannamei (Pacific white shrimp), 919 nucleotides. The record is from RefSeq and is a predicted model, not a curated record. NCBI's taxonomy places the organism in Eukaryota, Metazoa, Arthropoda, Malacostraca, Decapoda, Penaeidae.
UCGUCCUCCUCUUGCUGACGUCACAAGGAGGAUGAGCUGAUGGCCGACAGCUAUAAGAAGGAACCACAGACGUCUCCCGAACAGAACCAGCUCCCCUUCGAGAGCAGCUCCUCAGAUUUCUUGCUUGCUUUGAGAUCGACGUUUUCGCUGCAGUGAUGGGUCGUCUUGCAAGUCCCGCUCGGACCUUGGUCGUCCUCCUUCCAUUCCUCGCCGCCUGCGCCUCCUCCUCUAACUCCUCCUCCUGGGCCUUGCUGUCCCUCCCUUCGCCCCUGACAUCCAUCUUGGCCCUCUGGACUCCCACCGCCCCCCGUCCGCCCCAAGGCUGUCAGCUGCAUCUUCGAGACAACAUCCUUCGUCGAAUUCAGCUCCUUCUGUCUCUCCUCGAGGACUACGUCGACUUUUACGCGCAGGAGAAGUUCAGCAACAGCUGGGCUGUGAUGGACGCCAUUUUCAGUCCGGAAGUGGACGCUCAGUUGGUGCUUGUGUGCGACCAAGAGCUCGAGUGCGACCAGGUCCUCCCUCGCCUGCCCUCGCCCCCCUCGACCUCCCUCCAGUCCGAGGAGCUCCUCCAGCAAUUGCUCACUCUCAGCCGCCGCUACGCCCUCGCCCUCGAGCUGGUGUUCCUGGACCAGUCUCUCCACGAGGACGAGUUGGUCUUCCUGGAGAGGACGGACCAGAUCUACAGACACGUCCAGGGCCUGGUGGACGUGAUCGUGGCCCAAGUGGAGCAGUGCCGAGUGGACGCAGACGACGCCGUAGUCGCGAGGCUGGCGGGCAAACUGUACAAGGGCGCCUCCUUCGACGGGAGGAACCAGCGCGGCUUCCGCACCUUGAGGCAGUGUCUGUUGGGUCUUCGCUACAUCAGAAGCCUCUUGUAGUCGAGCCUCCUCCCGACUUAUUUAUUGUUAUCUCCUCAUCG